This is a messenger RNA of Nymphaea colorata (pocket water lily), 1186 nucleotides long. Its product is annotated as chloride conductance regulatory protein ICln. Bases 214 to 918 code for a protein of 234 amino acids. Gene Ontology annotation, biological process: chloride transport; spliceosomal snRNP assembly; cell volume homeostasis. The transcript is spliced from 7 exons. The record is from RefSeq and is a predicted model, not a curated record. NCBI's taxonomy places the organism in Eukaryota, Viridiplantae, Streptophyta, Magnoliopsida, Nymphaeales, Nymphaeaceae. Gene Ontology annotation, cellular component: cytosol; methylosome; plasma membrane.
UGAAUCUUCUACGACAGCAAAAUGGAGCUCGAAACAUGUGCCCCUAAAUAUGCCCUUUUACGCUUUGAGGACGGGAAAAAAAAAGGGGAACGAGAAAUUGAGAAAGAGCGGAAGUGAGGAGGCUGAGUGUCGCGCCGCCUCUACUGGGUAAACGCGAAGGCCUUCGCUGCGACGAAGAAAGUGGGGGUGGAGACUCGGGAAGGUCUCUCAGAAAUGUCGCCUGGUCUGAGGUACGUGAGGGAGAGGGCGGGGGAUGGAGCCGGCCGCCCCAUCCUCGACGCUGACAAUGGGGAGGAACUGAUGCACGUGGAGACGCAAGUGGGGAUUGCCCUAGGAGACAACGCUCCGCAGUCUCCAGGCACUCUUUAUAUCACAAACAAGCGCUUGGUUUGGUUGAAUGAUGUCGACCGUGAAAAUGGCUACGCCGUUGAUUUUUUGUCGAUUGCGUUGCACGCCAUUUCCAGGGACCCUGCAGCUUAUCCAUUCCCUUGUAUAUAUGCCCAGAUUGAGACAGAAACAAUUGACGAUGAAGAAGAAGAACUUGCAAUCUCCGACGUAGAAUGCAAUGGUAGCACUGAUCUGUCUAGAAUUAGUGAAAUGCGGCUUGUGCCAUCAGAUCCCAGUCAAUUGGACAUCCUUUUUGAGAUCUUCUGCGACUGUGCUGAGCUUAACCCUGAUCCAAAUGAAGAACAAGAUGAGGAAGAUAGUUGGGUUUUUGGUGAUGAAUUGGGGGGUGAUGGCUUUGAAGGUGAAAAUCCUCACUGGAAUUCAUCCGAACAACUUGAAAAUACCAUUGGCUAUUCAAACGGAGUAAGGGAUCAUGACUUGGCACAUACAAUACUUGAGCUUCAGAUUGAUGACCGGCGAUUUGAGGAUGCAGAUGAGAUGGAGAGUGGGGCACAUCAUGAACAUGAAUGAUUUGGAGGAGCGGUGUCCUUGUAUACCUUUUUGACAGAGGCAGCGGCGUUUGCAGCAGUUUUUUAAGCAUUGAGUACUGUGCUGGCUUGAGAUUGCGGCCUCGGUGACCAGAAAUCAUGAUAUUAAGUGUAUGGCAAGUAGAGGUCUCCGAGGACCUGUUUCUCCGCAGUCUUCAACCCAUAAAACUACAAAGCAUGGUAGUCUUUGGCUGUUGUACUGGUUGGCAUCUUGUUUAGUUUAUUAAGUGAUGAUAACACCUUUCUUUGUA